Messenger RNA from Chelonia mydas (Green sea turtle), 515 nucleotides. Its product is annotated as protein C10-like. Lineage: Eukaryota; Metazoa; Chordata; Testudines; Cheloniidae. The coding region runs from base 16 to 288 and encodes 90 amino acids. Gene Ontology annotation, biological process: post-embryonic development. The record is from RefSeq and is a predicted model, not a curated record. The transcript has a single exon.
GAGAAUGCCUAGUGCAUGGAGGAGGCCCGAGAUAAUGCCUGCAAUGACAUGGGCAAGAUGCUGCAGGUCCUGCUCCCUGUGGCCACCCAGAUCCAGCAGGAUGUGAUCAAAGCCUCUGGCUUCGGUAAUGAUGGAGAAGGGGUCCUGAAAUUUGCCAGACUGAUACAAUCUUAUGAGUCCCAGGAUCCAGAGAUUGCAAACAUGUCCGGGAAGCUAAAAGCCAUGUUCCUGCCUCCAAUGACACUGUCCCCACACUGGGCUGGGACAGGGGGUGUGGCUGCCUCCUGAAACUGGAACCCUCUGCUGGCCCUCCUGGUCGAGGUUGCAUGACACUCAGUGUGUGAGAGAUUUUGGCUAGUUGUAUUCCAGGACUGCUCUCCACCGUUAUCAUCAAUGUGCUGCAACUGGUCAGAAGAGCCACCUGCUUCCUGGAAGCUCUCCAGAAACCGGCUUCUUAGUGCAUCUUUGGUUUUUGUGCUUGUGAAUAAAAGCUGCUUUGAAAAUGUCAAAAAAAA